This is a messenger RNA of Trematomus bernacchii (emerald rockcod), 1344 nucleotides long. Its product is annotated as interferon-induced protein 44-like. The record is from RefSeq and is a predicted model, not a curated record. The transcript is spliced from 7 exons. NCBI's taxonomy places the organism in Eukaryota, Metazoa, Chordata, Actinopteri, Perciformes, Nototheniidae. The coding region runs from base 285 to 962 and encodes 225 amino acids.
AAUUACAACAGAUAUAUCUUAACAACUAAGUACAUUUUCUUUGCUAUCUUUGAGUAUGGUUAUCAUUUUAGUGUCGUAUCAAUUUUUAUGUAUGAAUCGUUACUGUUAUUGUUAUUAUUAUUAUAAAUAAGUAAUACACAUAUACAUACACCCAAGGCACUGUGGUCAAGUUCUAUUGUCAAAGUAAUGAAAAAUAAACUUGAAAUAUAUUAUUUUCUUCCAUUUCAGAGUCAUUACUUGGAGUAAACGUCACCACUUCUUUACACGGACACUUCAGCUGAGCCAUGGGAAACUCGACCCCCCCACCUUCCCCCCCACCUCCCCCCCCCACCUUCUCCAAAAGUUCUGCCUCAAGAAUGGAGGAACGGUCCAUGGGGUACAAAGCCUACAAAAUCCAAAAAGGAGGACCAGGGACACAUUACCCUUUUGUCUUCAAUGACAUCAUGGGCCUUGAGAAGGAUGCAGGACAUGGAGCUUGUGUGGAAGACAUCAAACUGGCCAUGAAGGGACACGUGAAGGAUGGUUACACGUUCAAUCCUAUCUCUACCUUGUCUGAGAAUAACCAAGACUACAACAGAGACCCCUCUCUAAAUGACAGAGUUCAUGUUCUGGUUUGCAUCAUCCCUGGCAGCAUAGCAGGAUUGCGGGCUGAUUCUGUGAAAAAGAUGAGGGAAGUCAGACUUGCAGCCAGGGACAUGGGGAUUCCUGAAAUUGCUAUUCUCACCAAAAUUGAUGAAACCUGUCCAGAGGUCGGCAAGAAUAUAAGGAACGUGUAUAAGAGCAAGCACCUGAAGAAAAAGAUUGAGGAGGUGAGUGGCGUGCUGGGUUUCCCACCAAGCUGCAUCUUUCCUGUGAAGAACUACAACUCAGCGCUCGAGACAAGUGAUGACACUGAUACACUGAUACUGAGCGCACUGAGACGGAUGAUUGAAUCUGGAGAAGACUUUGUCAACGACCUGUAAAACUACAUACUGCUGAGGCAGGUCUUUUUUUAUAACACUAUGUAAAAAGGUCCUGGGAACAAGAAUGGUAAUUACAUGAAGUGGGUAAUGUAGCUUUUAGGUUUCAUUUCCAGCCUGUAAUGCACCAUAUCUAUACUAUAAUAAAUGAUGGUAUCUCUACCAUAAUGAGUAAAUAUGAACAGGCUUUAUUUUUUCUUUAUGAUGUUGUUAGUUUAGUUUUUUUGACUCAAGUGGUAAUUUAUCCGGCCAUCUCCAACUAAUCGAUAAUCUGAAUAUUAGCAGGUCAAAAGACAUAAUAUUUUUCUAAAGUAAAGCUUUACGUUUAGACUUGUGAUUACAUAAGCUGUACCAGUCACUGAUUAAAAUAUAUUUUCCUAUUCAA